CCAGGGGCGGGGCUGGGCGGAGCCCGGGGCGGGGCGGCGAUGAAUGGAGCGGGCUCGCCAGCCCGGCCGGCGGCGCGAUGAUCGCGGUGUCUAUCCCCGCGGUGGGGCCGGGGGCCGAGCCCGAGCCGAGCCCGGAGAAGACGCACACGGUGUUUACGGUGGAGGUCCUGUGCAAUGGCCGGAAACAUAUCCUUGAGAAGCGCUACAGUGAGUUCCACGCCCUGCAUAAAAGGAUAAAGAAGAUGUGCAAGGUCCCAGAUUUCCCCCCCAAGCGAGUCCCCAACUGGAUAUCAAAGGUGCAGGAGCAGCGGCGGCAGGGCCUGGAGGUUUACAUUCAGGGUGUCCUGUACUACAACAAGGAGCUGCCUAAGGAACUGCUGGACUUCCUGAAGCUCAGGCACUUUCAGCAGGAUGCCAAGGCCAGCAGCCUGGACCACGGCUUCCUGCUCUCCCACCGGCCGGUUAUGAUCUUCCACAAAGAUCCCUACGUGCUCCCCUCCUCCACAGAGCUGCUGCCAGACAUAGUUCUGAGUGGUGUGUUACAAGGCUUCUACCGACCAGCAAGCUCCUGCUGGGGGAAGGCAGCCCCAAAGUGCUUGGUGGGGCCCCACAUGCUUAGCCAGCAUGGCUCAUGAGGGUAUUCUCCACUGCUCGGGCUUCACCAGCACCAUUACUGGAGGGGGAGCACUGCUUGGUUGUCCCAUUUAGGGAUCGCUCCUGUAUCUCAGUGGCUGUACCUUCCCUUCUCCUGGGAUUUGUUCCUGCCCUCCGCACACAAGGGGUGAUGGACAAAAUGGGGAGCUGCUGCUGAGCCUGGGGGCAGGUGCUUCACACACAUGGAGGUUGGGCUGAAAGCUCAUUGAGCACUUGUAAUGAACAGGACAGCUGUCAGGCCAGACCCUAACUGCUCCACCAGUGCCAUCUCUGGCCACAGCUCCAAAAAGCAAGAGAGGCCAGAGCCACAGCAAGCGGAAAUGCUGCUACCUGCACUCUGGCUGGGGGGGGGGCAGUGCCUUAUGCCAACCGCAGCAGCUCCUGCCAGGCUAGAUGGAGCCUAUGGGGGGAGGAGGUGGUGUCCCAGACCCAUGUAGAGCCCCCAGGGGAAGGGCUGGCCUCCUGCAGGAUAAAGGGAGCUGUGCAGAUGUGUAUUGGCAAUAAAUCACUCGGGUCUGGUUUGGA
Caretta caretta (loggerhead turtle) is the source of this 1179-nucleotide messenger RNA. RefSeq names its product sorting nexin 22 (gene SNX22). Gene Ontology annotation, molecular function: phosphatidylinositol phosphate binding. NCBI's taxonomy places the organism in Eukaryota, Metazoa, Chordata, Testudines, Cheloniidae. The record is from RefSeq and is a predicted model, not a curated record.